Trichobilharzia regenti is the source of this 888-nucleotide messenger RNA. The record is from the annotation of a GenBank genome assembly. NCBI's taxonomy places the organism in Eukaryota, Metazoa, Platyhelminthes, Trematoda, Strigeidida, Schistosomatidae.
AUGUCAUCACCUCGGUCCGGUACAUCAAAUGAGCAGACAACUAAUAGCGAGACAAACGCCACAAUAAAUGCCAUCACUGAUUUUCGUUUACCCCAAUACGGUUUCGCAGAACCAAGGAUUUGGUUUGCGGUAAUUGAACCGUUGCUAGAAGCACGGGGCAUUAAGUCCCAAAUAGCCAAAUAUGGUAUGGUGCUGGCAGAACUCCCUCCGUCAGUAUUGACAGAAAUCAGCGAUUUCAUCGAAGAUCCUCCGACGGAACAUCAAUUUGAUAAACUUAAAGCCCUCCUCAUACAACGUACCAGUUUGUCGGAUGAGAAAAGAAUCCAACAAUUGCUCACAGGCUGUGAACUAGGCCCACGUAAACCAUCCCAGCUGCUCAGGCACAUGCGCCAGUUAAUCGGACAUCAUAAAGUAGACGAGGUAGUGCUGAAACAGAUGUGGUUGCAACGUUUACCUAGAAAUGUCCAGCAAAUUUUAAUCAUCUCAGGAAAGUCGUAUGACUUAGACCAACUAAGUGACAUGGCAGAUAGUAUUAUGGAUGUUUUAUCUGAUAACACCAUAAGUCACGUAGCAUCUGAUAGUGCCACACCGUGUCAUUCCACACCCACGGCAGACACACCGAUACUCGCCGCCAUUGCAGACUUAGCGGCAAGGAUUGACAAGUUGGAAACUAAUAGGUCGGAUCGACAAGUCCGGAGGCGGAGCUCACAGAGAAGGUCACCAUCACGACGACGAUCCUUCUCACGACAGCGUUCUUACACGUCUUCUCGGGAUAGCAAUAUAUGCUGGUAUCACUGGAAGUUUGGACGUCAUGCCCUGAAAUGUGUAAAACCGUGCAGCUUUAGCGAAGCCAACCAGGCUCAGGGAAACGCCUCAGCCAGACAGUGA